Messenger RNA from Talaromyces stipitatus ATCC 10500, 349 nucleotides. RefSeq lists its product as uncharacterized. NCBI's taxonomy places the organism in Eukaryota, Fungi, Ascomycota, Eurotiomycetes, Eurotiales, Trichocomaceae. The transcript has 3 exons. The coding region runs from base 8 to 349 and encodes 113 amino acids. The record is from RefSeq and is a predicted model, not a curated record.
AAGGAAUAUGUUUCGACUUAAUCCUGCACGCCGGAUACACGGCGCUGCAAGACACAUAAUUUUAUCAGACAUAGCAUCAUCGCAAUUCACUCGUCGAGGAUUCACAUCGUCAAUACCACGAUCUCAACAGCCACAACCACCACAACUAGAGAAAUCAAAUACAUUCAAAGAAGGCAUAUCCGCUUAUCGCCCCUUUGGCGCACCAUUUCUCAAAGUCUUUCUCGGCGCUAUUUUCACGUAUCAAGUUAUUUACUAUGCAUGGAUGAAACUUGAGACAAGUGAGAAGAAAUUUUUGAAGAAUGGACUGGAGAAGGAGGCUAAGAAGUUGGCUGCUGAGGCAAAGUCUUGA